GAACCACAAGCUUUAUUAGCCGGAAGAUGUCCUCAUGAGCCCGGACUCCUGGAACUGGAUGUUCCCGAAUGGGCAGUCCUGGUCCUGAUCCUAGUCCUUUGUUCCAGGUUUCGACUGGCCUUCUGAAGGACUUGGGAAGGAAAACAAAGUGAAGCUGUUUCUUUUCCUAUGUCUUCAUCAGAUCGUCUUGAAUUAAAAUGACAGCUCUUCCUUCAGAGAACUGCUCUCUCCAGCACCUGUCACACCAGUCGAAGCAGCCCAUAGAUGUUAGCUGUCUAUUGUUCCUCAUCAUACUUGGGAAAACGUUAUUGAAUAUCCUCAUGCUAGGGCUGAAAAGGAAAGACACCCACUGGGGCUUUAUGGAGUGCUUUUGCUUCUCACUAGCAUUUGUUGAUCUUCUGCUGUGGGUUAACCUUUCCAUUCUGUUCUACUUCAGGGACUUUGUAGUUCUAGGUAUUAGGUUUACACAGUAUCAUAUUUGUCUGCUCACACAAAUUAUUUCCUUCACUUAUGGCUUUUUGCAUUAUCCAGUUUGCUUACUAGCUUGUAUAGAUUACUGUUUGAUUCUGUCUGGAGCCACCAAGCGCUCAUCUAAGUGGCAAAAGUUAUUUUAUUUCUUGACAGUCAUUUUCACUUGGAUUUCAGUCUUUGCGUAUGUUCUAGGAGAUCCAGCCAUCUCACAAAGCCUGCAGACACACAGCGCUUCUCUGCACCAAUGCCCUUCCUAUGUCAGCACACAGAGUUACUGGCUGUCAUUGUCUAUGCUGGUAGUUUUAUGUGUGGCUUUUCUGAUUUCAUGGCCGGAAGUUGUUGCCAUGGUACAAGCUAUUAGGAUAGCAUCCUAUAUGAACAAGACCAUCCUCUACUGUCCCUUCCCAUCCCACUCUGGAGUGAGCGCUAGAGAAGCACUCUUGCCCAGGCUUAUUGUGUGCUUUCUUGGUACCUGGUUUCCCUUUGUAGCACUUCAGGUCCUCACCCUCUCACUCAGAGUUCAAAUCCCAGCAUACAUAGAAAUGAACGUGCCCUGGCUGUACUUUGUCAACAGUUUUCUCAUUGCUGCAGUUUCUUGGUUUAACUGCCAAAAGGUUUAUUUAAGGGACAGCACAUUACCUCUGGAUCCUUUUGUCAACUGGAAAUGCUGUUUUGUUCCAGUCCAUAGACUUAAGCAAGUGGAGAGGCCCGUAUCCAUAAUCAUCUGUUCACAGGCUGCUGUGCUGGGAGGAACUCCAGAAGCACCACAGACAGACCUGGUGGCUCCGGACACAGAACUGAAGCUCGUGUCCCCCUAACUUAGAACUUCUCAGCACAGCCUCUCUGUAGUGGAUAUUAAAUAGUGCUAAGGACACAACAAAGUUUCUAUGCCUGUUCAGCAACACUGUGUGAGUAUUUGAUGU
Messenger RNA from Chionomys nivalis (European snow vole), 1394 nucleotides. RefSeq names its product G protein-coupled receptor 160 (gene Gpr160). Lineage: Eukaryota; Metazoa; Chordata; Mammalia; Rodentia; Cricetidae. The record is from RefSeq and is a predicted model, not a curated record. Gene Ontology annotation, cellular component: signaling receptor complex; plasma membrane. The transcript has 2 exons. The coding region runs from base 198 to 1289 and encodes 363 amino acids.